This is a messenger RNA of Polychytrium aggregatum, 1942 nucleotides long. RefSeq names its product WD40-repeat-containing domain protein. The record is from RefSeq and is a predicted model, not a curated record. Gene Ontology annotation, molecular function: protein binding. Lineage: Eukaryota; Fungi; Chytridiomycota; Chytridiomycetes; Polychytriales. The transcript is spliced from 2 exons. The coding region runs from base 93 to 1904 and encodes 603 amino acids.
AUCUGCACUGAACAAACUGCUCCAGCCAGAUUCGCAUCCGCCCGAGCUUGCCUCUUCUCUCAAACGGACUGCCCAAGUCACUCUAGCCAGUAAUGAACCCAGCCUGGGAUCCUGCCUCCGCUAUGGCGCCUCCGGAUCUCUCAAGCUCUCUCCUCCUUCUCCCGACCGAGGUGAUGUUCCGGAUCCUCGGAUACCUCCAUCCGAGGGAACUCUGCCGGGCCGGUCGCUCUUCGCGACGACUCUACGACCUGGCAUUCGACCAUCGCAUCUGGAGGGUAGCCACCGGAUUUCAGAGGAGCGGCUAUGACUUUUCAGCACCAUCCUUCGCGAUGCACACUUCUGCCUUGGGUCAUCCAAAAGUCCAACCGUCCGCUCGGAGGCACAGUGCUCGAAGGGAUAUCACACUCACUCAUGGAGAUGCAUCCGAUCUCUCCGGACCCAAGCCUAUAAGCAACAUCUCCUCGCAUCGGAGCUCGCUACCGGAUUGCCGGUCUUGGACACCACCAAACUACCUUCGCAUCUACCGCAACUGGACGAUGGCCCAGCCGCGAAUCACCGCCUCGUUUCUCACCCUCUCGGAGAGCGGAAUCACCAGUCUUGCGCUCUCCCAGACGACGCUCGCUGUUGCAUCCGAGUCGCCUUUCAUCGAGAUCUGGGACUUGGGCAGAGCCGGGGCCGACCCAGGCUCGCGCCAGCCCAUUCCAACCCAUCUCAUACACAAUGCUCACCUAGGCGGCGUCAAUUCCAUCGUUCACUUGAACUCGCAGAAGGGGCCAUCAGACCUGCGCACCAAGAGCAGCGCCAGUCCGUACAGCGUUGUGUCUGCGGGCCGAGACAAGUGCAUCAGACUGUGGGAUAUGCGUGCGUCGCUGCGGCAGCCAGUGUUCGAGAUCUCGGAGGCGCACCAGGACGAAAUCUUUGCUUUGCAGUCCACCGACAACUACCUCGUCAGCGCCGGGGCAGACGAGAUUGUUCAAGUCUUUGAUCUGAGGCGGCUCCACACUGGCAUCAACGCCUCUUUCCCGCUGCACUCGCUCGAAGGCCAUACCAACAGCAUAUACGAUCUGCAUUUCAUCAACCACACCCUCGUCACGGUCGGCGGCGAUGGCACUGCAAUGCUCUGGGAUCUUGUUCGCGGAGCGGCCGAGUGCUGGAUCUGGGCCAGCAGCCACGAGCUCUACAGCGUCCAGCUCUCCGAGUCCAUCCGCCACAAACCAUCGGUCGUGCGGUUUCUCACUGGCUCGGAAAACGGAACUGUCCGGCACUGGACUGUCAAUCGCCAGUCCCAGGCCAGCAGCCGCGGGUUGCAGUCAAAUCCCUCAUCAGCAUUGGACUCGGUUGGGCCGUCGCUUGAUGGGUCGCUCGAGUCGGUGCCCGUCGUUCCGACUCUGUCCUUGCCCUGGAGUAUCCCAGACCUUCUCACGGGCGACGAGUUCGAGCAGGAGUGGGAUCUCGAAACGAUAAGCGCCAUGGUCUGGGACGAAGAUGCCCGCCGAGUGAUUGCCGGUGGAUGGGAUGCCACUCUGCGGUUGCUCGACUUGGGAAAUAUGACCUCCAGCACCGCUUCAAGCCGACCGCAGACCCGCAACGAGUGGUCGAGCGAGUGUUCGGGCGACACCGUUUGGAUUCGCUCGCCAUCAAAUGCUCUGAGCGAAGCCGACCUUGCGGCGGAUGAAGGCGGGCAACAAGACUCGGAGGAGGCCAAGGCUGCGACCACGCCGCUGAUUCCUUCAGCCCGCAGCUGCGUGCCGAUCGAGAAGCGCCUCUUUCUCGAUGGCUGUCGCAGCCGGGGCAUCAAGAUCCACCACGGGCCGAUUUCGUGUCUGCAGACGGAUGCCAGCCGAGUGGUCACAGGCUCGUUGGACUGCACCGUAAAGGUGUGGUCGUUCGACCACAGCGACUGAGCGCCAGAAUGUGGCAGUCCUCUGGAUCAGGCGGUCGG